CCUUUGAAUCUACAUGAAACAGAGGAACACAACACAACAAUGGCCUCUCACUUCUUCACACCGUCACCAACACCAACCACCACCGGUGAUGCCGUCUAUGUAGCAACGGUGCCGCUUAAAGCGUCCCCUGGCCCACCACAGCUUAUUAUGUCUAUGGCUUACUCACUUAACCUCUGGAAACUACAGCAUUUUAUGGUCCUCAUCAAACCUUCUUCUCCUAUUCGUCAAGAGGUAGUUGUGUUUGAUUUUCAGCCACGUAAUCCAGAGAGCAUAGAAGCAGCAAUCUCAGUUUUGUCAGGAAAUUUGAUUCCAGGUUCUGAUUCCCAGACAAUGAUAUCGAAUGUAAUCUGUGAUUCAUCAUUCAGAUAGUUUUUUUUCUCGGGAUUUCGACGAAUCUUUUUGAUCAUGGGGGAGAGUUUUGUGUAGAUAAAAAAGGUGAAAAGAGUAGGUGUAAAUGUAGUCAAGAUUCUGAUUUAAACUUUUUUUGUUGGUUGGAUAGGUGUAGUUCUUGAAAGAAGGCUGAAGAAUGUUCCAAGGCAAAGAUGUUGGAU
Messenger RNA from Camelina sativa (false flax), 551 nucleotides. Lineage: Eukaryota; Viridiplantae; Streptophyta; Magnoliopsida; Brassicales; Brassicaceae. The record is from RefSeq and is a predicted model, not a curated record.